AUGACCGAGUCCUCCCUCCUCACCACGCAUUCGACACCCAACCACUAUCCGGUCACCGCCGCUCCUUCUCUAGCCUCUCCCAUACCUAACGGCUCUCUGUCCGACACCAACCCUCAAGACGAGGAGGAAUACACCAUCAAAUGCAUAUGUAUCUAUGCCGAUGAUGAUGGUAACACCGUCUACUGUCCUAAAUGCGAUACGUGGCAGCACAUUGAGUGCUAUUACCAUGGCAAAAAGGUACCAGAAGAGCAUUUUUGUGCAGAGUGCUUCCCUCGAGAUCUUGACGCAAAGAAAGCUACCGAACGACAGAGACGGCAUCGAGAAGCCCUUGACGGCGGUGACCGGAAGGUCAAGCGACCCAGUUCCAAGGGUCAGAAGAAGAAGAAAGAGACCGGUGGACCCUCCGACCAGGUGAAUGGGUGGCAUUUACACGACCGCCAUGAAUCCGUGGCCAGUUCAAGAGACGGGCCGCCCGCGAAGAAACCCAAGACAAAUCACCGGACCUCUGGCUCGGUUGUUUCGGUGAAUGGAGAUUCGAGGAAACGGGCGACCUCCACCGCCCAGUCAUACCCGAGCCCUUCCAAAUCGCCUCAAGAUCUUUUCCGCUUCCCUGCCAUCCCUACGUACACCACGGAAUUCCUCGAACUUUACGAACGCGACGAAGGAAAUACCAAUGCUAGGGACAAUGAGCAGACCAUCCAAGCGACCAACAAGCUCUCUGCGUGGCGGACUGAUCCGUCUCUCGUGGUGAGCGGCCCGGGACAACAGCCGAAUGCGAAGUCACCUUUCGUACGCUCCAUUCGGCCACUGGACCAAAGCACUUGGCCGGAGGUUUCGGUGGAGACUCUUCGGAAAACGGACAUCGAGUACGAUGGAAGAUGUCCCACCUGGCGAUUCCUGCGCGUCCAAGCACCGGUCAAGAAAGACGACAUUGUAGGUGAGGUGCGCGGGCAAGUCGGAACGUUGGAGGAGUACUGCCAACAAAAGUCGUCUUCCAACCGAUGGCAAGAGUUGAGGCAUCCGGACCCUUUCGUUUUCUUCCACCCGCACAUGGACAUCUACAUUGACAGCAGAAAAUCGGGCACUCGAUUCCGAUAUCUGCGAAGAUCCUGUCGACCAAAUGUGACGCUGAAGACGUUCGUUUCUGACACUGACGAGACUCAUCACUGCUUUGUUGCCAGCAAAGACAUCCCGGCCGGUUCCGAACUCACCACGACCUGGUUCCUCGACUCGGGAAUGUUCUCUGUCGAUGCAAUCCGCGACGAUUCCGAACAAGCCCAAAGCCGGCGCCUCGACUGGGUGAGCCGCGUCCUUGCCAACUUUGGAGAUUGUGCCUGCGACGCUGGUCCCGCUUGUCCACUCGCCAAGUUUGACCAGCGGUUUCCCGGCCGAUCUUUGGAGGGUGUUCCCAAGGAGAAGGGAGGGAGAAAGAAGAAAAGUAAGAAUAAACAUACCAUUUCGCCCUACAGUACAGGACGUGCCACCAACAGUCGUGCAGGAAGCGAACCCAAAUUGCUCGAUGACGACGAUCCGUUCGACCGCCGAUCUAGCUCCGAAUCCACUCACAGUGGUGCUCAGAGCCGGGACAUCACUCCGGUCACGGUGGCGGCCCUCGAUGCCGACCCCGUUCUGGGGAGCGGGCUGACCGCUCGAGAGCUACGCAAGAUCCAAAUGGCCGAAAAAGCAUUUGCGCAACGGGAACAAGAAAAGAAGGAUCAUAACGGACACGGUCCACAGCGGAAGAAGAAGCGUACGAGCGGAGGGACAACCUCGAACACUCCAAAUGCGAAUACAUCGAAGCCAUUGGGUCACCAUUCGAAUUCGCAUCCACCGACACCCAGCGGACAGCAAUCCAAGUCCACCGAGCCUUCACCCUCUCCCAGAGGCGGUGUAGGUCGUGGCAAAUCGACGGAUGCACCGAAUAGAUCCGAAACCAGGAAUCCACAACCUGUGUAUAUUAGUGUUUCAGUUCAAACGGACCCCGAAGAAUCCGACCUGCCUAUGCCACCGCCCAAGAGGAGAAAAUUCUGCACGCCUACCCAACGGUUACUGAAAAAGCUUUUAGAAGAUCGUGCCAAACAUAGUGGUCAAGAGUGUCCGACGCAAACUUCCCUUGCUCCCCAAGCAACAGAGCCAAAGAUGGCUGCAGACUCGGAGACGCAGGAUGUCGAAAUGAAAGAUGGCUGCUUGGAGAGUAGUGAUGGUCAACCUAUCUCGACGGAGGAGCCGUCUGCACUUGAUUCGGAGAACAGCGGCAGUGGCCCAGUCCGUGUCCACUCCGCAACAUAUCCACUACCAUCACAAGCGGCGCAUACCAUAAGGGCGAUUAAACCUCCGGCCGGGCCUCGGUUACAGUUGUCUACCUUGCCUCCGGUACCAGCGUUUCCCCUGCCCGCCUCUUCAGGUUCAGCAUCAACUGCCACUGCAUCAACUCCCGGCCUGACCACGACGCAGUCGCCUCUUACCAUGACUUCAGCAUCCAGCUCGAACCCGAUCAUAUCAAGUUCGGCGGUGACUCCUAGUCCAGCAAGGAAGAAGCUGAGCUUGGGAGAGUACAGAAGUCGACGGCUCGCGUCAACACCGUCUGCCGAAAAAAGCCAAGCUCAAGCUGGCUUUGGUAGUGUCGAAGGUGGACCAAAAGAUGCCGAGCAAGAACGGCCUUCGCCCAGGACUUCUGAGUCGGCAACAGGUCAUCCUCGACCGAGCGAGGAACUGGCGCAAGACGCCGCAGCCCAAGGAGAAGUAUCAGGGAGUGCAGUGGAUGACACGCCCAUGAAAGAUGAGGGUGACGACGUUGACCAUCGUCCUUUAGGUGCGCCACCGACCGAAGCAGGAUCUACUCAAACGUCUGUGCCUCCCAAAGAGGAGGCGGCAGUCCAGUCGAUGGCCGAGCAUCGUAAGAUGCCCUCGGAAGUGUCACAUGUUCUCGCUCAGCUUGCGCAGUUAUCAGAGAAGUGA
Rhinocladiella mackenziei CBS 650.93 is the source of this 2958-nucleotide messenger RNA. RefSeq lists its product as uncharacterized. Lineage: Eukaryota; Fungi; Ascomycota; Eurotiomycetes; Chaetothyriales; Herpotrichiellaceae. Gene Ontology annotation, molecular function: protein binding. The coding region runs from base 1 to 2958 and encodes 985 amino acids. The record is from RefSeq and is a predicted model, not a curated record. The transcript has a single exon.